This is a messenger RNA of Nycticebus coucang (slow loris), 1141 nucleotides long. RefSeq names its product small integral membrane protein 17 (gene SMIM17). Bases 494 to 850 code for a protein of 118 amino acids. Lineage: Eukaryota; Metazoa; Chordata; Mammalia; Primates; Lorisidae. The record is from RefSeq and is a predicted model, not a curated record. The transcript has 4 exons.
CUGGGCUCUCGGGUUUGCCGCCUGGAGAAUCGCCGAGGGGUUUGUGCAAAGCUUUUGGCCUUAGUGGUCGUCUCCAGCAGCGAACGUCGCUCUAACCUGGGUGCGGGUCAGCCGGGGAGGUACGACCUGUCCACCUUGACCAACCCUGGGGCGGGGCACAGGACCACACCCACUCCGGCCUCCCCACCCGCCGCGACCACUCCGCUAGAGCUCGCUCUGGGUGCCCCUCCUCCCCCUCCCUGGUUCCCUGUACUUGCAGGCUCCAGCAGGAGGAGGGAAGAAGGCCGCCCACCCUCCCGACUGCCCCCGCCUCCCACCCGCAGCCUCCGCGUCUGCGCAGCAGAGGUCUGGGCGGCGCCGGCUCUGCAGUGCCCCGGCAGGGCCUUGUUCGGGAGGUCCUCAGGUUCUGAAUCCUGUGCCUGGGAGACCAGACAGGGCCCUGGAACGGGAGAAGGAAACACCUGUCUCAGAAGCUCAAGUUCCUCGUGGGGAAAUGCAGAGUCUCACACCUGAGCAGACUCGAGGGCUGCUGACACCCGAGAGGACCUCAAUGCUGCUGCCCCAGGACAGCAGGACCUGGGACAAGCCACCCCCUCCCACCUUCAGCAGGGACUGGGAGGCUGUGGAAGUUGGGGCCUCCAGCUAUGACAGUGAUGAGAAAGACCUGUCUUCUCAGGAGACUGGGCUUACCCAGGAGUGGAGCUCAGUGGAGGAAGACGACGAGUCAGAGGACUCCCAGGGUUUUGCAGAGUGGUCAAAAGCUCCACAACAAACAACCAUAGUCUUGGUAGUGUGUGUGCUUUUUUUGUUUCUAGUUUUAACAGGGAUGCCUGUUAUGUUUCUUAUUUAACUAUUAUGGUGGCUGUUGUUUUGAAAUAGAUGCCCUGUGUCAUGUUAAAGAAAGUAUGCUGGUUAAAAAUCAGAAAUGAGUGUUGAAUAUUAUCAAAUGCCUUUCAAACAUUUUUUGAGAUGAUUUUUUAAAACUUUUUGGUGUGAGGUUUUACAUUACUGUAUUUAAUUGAAAUUAAGAUAUCACUGAUUGUAAAGCACAUAUUAUUUUGUAUACCACUGAGAAAGAAAAAUGCUAAUUAAUUGUAAGAUGCCACCAACUGGAAGAUGUCUUAUGACUUCCAAGAAGGUG